CUUCUAACUUUCAGUUUCGUACAAGAAUGGACAGAUACAGGGUGGUAGGACACUGUCCACCAAACGUAAGGCAACAGCAUUUCUAUGCUAGGUCGAGAUCAUUUAGCUCCAUCAGUUCGCCAAUAAUUCAAAAGUGUCCAUCGUGUAGUGCGUGCUCGAGUACUAGUGCUACAGGGAUUUCAUUAGGGGAUUCUGGAAUUUCCAGAUCAUGGGCUUCGAAAACGCAAUCUAGUGUGCUACAACAUUUGCAGAAGCAUGCCUCAACCUUCGGACUUGAUGUUUCGUCAGUGAAUUCAACCACCACUUGCUCCGGUGGCAAUGUUGAAAAAACCGAAGAUAAAAAAAUGUCAACUCAAGGGGACAGUAUACAUCACCAAGGCCCAGCUUUCUUGUCAUGGAGAAAAUUACACUUGAGCAAAGCCAAGCUGAAAGCAGCAAGUAACACAUCAGCCCUUUUAGCAGGAUUCGCAAUGGUAGCAGUGGUUGAAAUACAGUUAAAUAACAACAACUCAGACAGUGAACAACUCCCCAAACCACUUUUGUUUUUGUUUGCUAUUUGCACAACCAUGCUAGUCGCAGUACAUAUGCUAGCCCUGCUCAUUUCAACAUGCAUCUUACCCAACAUGGAAGCCAUCUCCAACUUGCACAUACUUAGUUUAGUGAAUGAGUCUCCACAUGAAAAGAUGCACAUGUAUAUUGAGCUGGCAUGGGGUUGUUCAACAGUUUUGGGUAUUCUCCUUUUCAUGGUUGAAGUGGCAAUCCUUUGUUGGAUUCAGUUCUACAGUGUUUUAAAGGAAGCUGCUUACGUUGCCACAGCAAUUCUAGUUCCGUUCGUAAUUCUCUUCAUUUGGUUUGCUAUAAUCUUUUACCGCAAUCUGGUGGCGCAUACCUAUGAAACGCGAAAGUGUGGCAUCCAAGAGCUUGAAGAGCUCAAACAUGUUCUUGAAAUGGGCGAUGAGUUGACAACCACGCGGGAAAUUCGCAAUGGCCCAUUGGUUAACAUAAUUUGAAAAUCUCUCUUCAUUUUAAAUUCCCAACCAGGUCUACCGAUCGCCCAAAAUGUCGUCUUCCUAUCGUUAUUAUUAUUACUUUUUUUAUAAAUUACGCACAUAAUUUUGGCCAUUGUUGGUUGUUUAACUCUGUUUUCUAAUUCGAGGUAAAUAAUUCCUUCGUU
Molecule: messenger RNA, 1174 nt
Organism: Daphnia magna
Lineage: Eukaryota; Metazoa; Arthropoda; Branchiopoda; Diplostraca; Daphniidae
Gene: Orai
Product: calcium release-activated calcium channel protein 1
Exons: 5
Coding region: 27-1010 (327 amino acids)
Biological process (GO): store-operated calcium entry
Cellular component (GO): membrane
Molecular function (GO): store-operated calcium channel activity
Source: RefSeq, a predicted model, not a curated record